Rhodofomes roseus is the source of this 1800-nucleotide messenger RNA. Its product is annotated as SIR2-domain-containing protein. Lineage: Eukaryota; Fungi; Basidiomycota; Agaricomycetes; Polyporales; Fomitopsidaceae. The record is from RefSeq and is a predicted model, not a curated record. The coding region runs from base 1 to 1800 and encodes 599 amino acids. The transcript has 15 exons. Gene Ontology annotation, molecular function: NAD+ binding.
AUGGACCGCCAACCACCCACACAGGCCCAGCACGCCGUGCGAUCUUCAUCCGACGCCACUGCAAGCACCUCCAGGACACGUUUCAGUCACAUCUACGCCCUGCAGGUCCAAGGCUUCAUUGAGGCCGCUGAGGUGGUAGACGUACACACAGACAUUGUGGAAGACCUUCUGGAGGAUCUUGCCCGUGCUACUUCGCUCGAGAGCGGCAAUGACGAGGAAGAGGUCGAUGUCGAUGUGGAAUCCACCACCAUGAACUUAGAUCAUGAAGUUGAAACAGUGGAAUGGGGUAUGUUACUCAAAGAAGCCUUAGCUCUUCGAGGCGGUGCUAUUGUCGAUCAGCUUCCAUCUAGAUCUUGUACUGAGAAGUCUCUGUUCUGUGUGUGCAUAGCGAAACAAGCUUGGACAAGGGAAGAAGUCAAACAGAUGAUGACCACACUCAAGGAGCACGGAAUGACGGCUUUCAUCAUGAAGUACUAUGUUGACCGCCAUAUACUCGUUCCUAAGCUGCUAUAUGCAUUUGGCAUCUGCCUCUGCCCCGAACUAAGGGAGAAGCCACAAGCCACGCAAUUAUACUUCCUCAAAGUCGCAUUGCAACGGGAGCUAGAAUGCCGAGAAAAGCUGACCCAGUACAAGACAAUCGAGGAUGCCGUUCUUCUCAUACAGCAGCGCCAGCGCAUUCUCAUACUCACAGGAGCCGGAAUCAGUGUUUCAUGCGGGAUCCCGGACUUCCGUUCCCGUAACGGUCUUUACGCUUCGCUGCAGGAAAGCGGAGAGUACGAUCUCGAUGAUCCUCAACAAAUGUUUGACAUUAACUACUUUCGCGAAAAGCCCACAGGUUUCCGUUGCUACUACUUCAUUGACUCACGAAACUUCAGUAAAAUAUAUUCGUCUAACUUCAAGCCCUCGCCUUGUCACCGGUUUAUCAAGGCCAUCGAGGACCGUGGAAAGCUACUUCGGAACUAUACUCAAAACAUCGAUACACUCGAAACAUCGGCAGGAGUCAAGCGUGUCUUGCAGUGCCAUGGAUCGUUCGCGACUGCAUCUUGUCUCAAUUGCAAGAUCCGUGUCCCUGGUACGGACAUCGAGGAUGACAUCCUGAACCACAAUGUCCCGCUCUGCAAGGUUUGCAAUGCUACCCUUCCAGCAAAGCAGAAGCCAAAGAAGAAGCGGAAGAGCUCGGGCUGGAACAGCGAUCAGUCAGACGAGCCGGAUCCGCCGGAGUUUCCUCCAGGAAUCAUGAAGCCAGACAUCACGUUCUUCGGAGAGAAACUCAGCGACGAGUUCGAUAAAGCGCUGCUGGAGGAUCGUCAGCAGAUCGAUCUGCUCAUCAUCAUCGGGACCUCCUUGAAGGUCACCCCGGUUUCCGAUAUCAUCGCAAACCUGCCGCAUUCAGUACCACAGAUACUGAUCAACAAGACGCCAAUCCGGCAUAUCAACCCGGAUAUCGUUCUAUUGGGUAACGCCGACGAUGUCGUCCUGCACCUCUGCCGGAAGCUGGGCUGGGACUUGCCUGGGCCUAACGGACGAAGCCUCACGGCGCCCUCGACCCACUCCUUGAAGAAGCGACCCUCGGCCAACAUGGAUCCAGAGCCGCAGCGGGUCGGCAAUAGGCGGGUCUUUUGCGAAUUUCUGCAUGGCCACGUCUGGCUCUUUGAAGGCGCCGAGGGAGGCAAAUGGGUGGAAGACAUCGCCCGACGUUAUGCGGAUGACUCGGAGGGCGAGGCUAGCGAUGAGGCUGACGACACCCCGCCGCCGCCUCCGAACCCUCGACAGAAGGCCAAACGAGCGAGGCUGGAUUAA